CAAUCAAAAACUUAAAAGAAAAAAGGCUCUUUUUUUUUCUCUGUCUCAGACAUUGUCUUGUAUUUCUGUCUCUAAGAUUAUUAGAUUUGAGAAAGAAGAAGACAUGGUGAUGAGAAGAGAUUUUUACUAUAUUCUGUUUGUUAUGGUUUCACUAGUUAUUGCAACAAUAUCUAUUGUUGAUGGGGCAGUUACAGUUCAACCAACAGGUCUCAAGCGUAAAUUUUAUAAGUUAAAUGGUCAGUGUCCAGAUGUUGAGGAAUAUGUCAAGCACCAAGUUAGGGAGCAUUGGAUUAGAGAUCGUUCCAUCACUGCUAAACUCCUUCGCUUGAGUUACUCUGAUUGCUUUGUAUUGGGUUGCGAUGGUUCAGUUCUCCUAGAUGGUCCAAACUCUGAAAAAAAAGCUAGACAAAAUGUAGCGUUAGGAGGAUUCGCAGUUAUCGAUACGAUAAAGUCUGUUCUAGAACACAGGUGCCCUGGAAAAGUAUCUUGUGCUGAUAUCCUUCAGCUUGCCACUAGAGAUGCACUUCGUCUGGCGGGAGCACCAUCGUAUCCUUUGAAAACGGGAAGAAGAGAUGGCCUGGUUUCAGAUAAAACAGCAGUGGACCUUCCAUCCCCUUCCAUUUCAUGGGAAGCUUCUCUCGCGUACUUCAGGUCCAAAGGUUUAGAUGUCUUGGAUAUGACCACCCUCCUAGGUGCACACACGAUGGGUUCAACACGGUGCAGUGUUAUCGCUGACCGCUUAUACAACUUCAAUAAUACAAGAAAACCAGAUCCGAACAUGGACAUAUCAUUGGUAAGAGAUAUGAGGAAGAUAUGUCCGGCCAGGAGGAAGAGAGGUCAAGCCGAUAAAGUCAUUCCUUUGAACCCAGAAAACACCAAAUACAGGUUCGACAACAAUUACUACACCAGGGUGUUAAACAAAAAAGCCAUUCUAGGGGUUGAUCAACAACUACUAUUUGGCCCCGAUACCAAUUUGAUUUCGGAGGAAUUCGCAAUUGGCUUUGAGGACUGGAGAAAAUCAUGGGCAUUGUCCAUGAAUAGAAUGGGAAGUAUCGGAGUCUUGACUGGAGAUCAAGGACAAAUACGUAAACAUUGCCGCUUCGUUAACAAUUAAUUUCAUUUUGCAUAAUAUUAGUGGGAAUACCAUGUAGCUUAUAUAUUGUACUAGUGUGUUAUUGUUCUCUCUGUAACAGUAGAGGUAAUAAUACUUACUAUUGAUUUAAGCAAUAAGUUUUCGUUAUUUGAUGUAAUUAUAUAAGGUAAAGAAAAGAUGAAAAAACAACUCCAUGAUUAUUAGGAUAAUGAGAAUUUUAGCUCAAAGAAAAAGAAAAUGUCCAGAUUGAUAUUUGAAUAAAUAAAA
This is a messenger RNA of Papaver somniferum (opium poppy), 1360 nucleotides long. Its product is annotated as probable peroxidase 61. Gene Ontology annotation, molecular function: peroxidase activity; heme binding. The record is from RefSeq and is a predicted model, not a curated record. The coding region runs from base 104 to 1114 and encodes 336 amino acids. Gene Ontology annotation, cellular component: plasmodesma; plant-type cell wall. Gene Ontology annotation, biological process: response to oxidative stress; hydrogen peroxide catabolic process. NCBI's taxonomy places the organism in Eukaryota, Viridiplantae, Streptophyta, Magnoliopsida, Ranunculales, Papaveraceae. The transcript is spliced from 4 exons.